GCAACAAUAAUUCGUAAUUGCGACCAACGGGCAAGGCGAUUUACGAACACGGCACAAUAGUCAGUCAAAUAUUUUACUGGUGUAAUCCGUCGCCGCAAAAAAUAUCGUCGUCAAUAUUCUCGUAUAUAUUUUUUACUACAAUUUUAAACAACGGACACCAAAGCCAUCGUCGUCGUCGUCGUCGGUUGCCACUUGCUGUACGCCCGGAGCUCUGAUCCGUUAACGUACACCGUCGUUCGCGCACCGCGUACACGUCCGACCGGCGUAGACGUUCACACCCGUCGACGUAUAUUCGCACAGUCUUCUGGGAAACGAGAAAUUGCCACAUCCCUUCGUCAUUAUCAGCGUGACGAAACGGAGAUAAUACGAUUAAGGUAGCGGCGCGCGGUGCGUGUGAAUUUCGAGUACAGGGCAUGUUGUGAAUGUUGUGAUAUUGUUAAUUCGAGUGGUUGGUUGGUGGACGGAUACGGUGUUUUGCUUACGUGAUUAGAUUUUUUUUCUAUUCUCUCCUUCCUGGCGACCAGUAAACCUUGGACUACAUACAUCGUAUUGACGAACCGUGUCAAGUUCGUAUGUCCUGGACGUUUUUCAGGUUUCCGACUCGAAUCCCGGUUUCACAAUGGAACACAGAUACAACUAUUUCCAGCAAAAUCCAAAUUCCCUUGUUAAUGGACAGUCGGCGUUCAACCGACCGUCUGCUGAUGGAAUUCAGUCGACCAAUAAUUACUCUGGAAGCAUACCAUCCACUUCUCCUUCAGAUCAAUCACCAUUUCAUGAGAAAAUGCAUUCAAAUCCUAAUACAGUUCCAUUAAUGAAUAAUCAUUUAUACCAAAUGGAUUCUGCUAAUCAACCACCACGCUCAUCUGGGCCACCUAGGACUAAUGCUAAAGGAAUUUAUGAAAAUGUUCAGUCUUCAAUUCCUAAUGUCUUAAGCCUCACUCAAUCUAAUAACGCUGAAAAUUAUACAAUAAAUCCAGACUUUCAGCUACAACCUCAUCUUACUGCUCUGUUACCACAGCAAUCUAAAAGAGUUCCAGAACUUUAUUCAGUUGGUAAAUAUAAUACUAGUAAAGAAUCCAUAGCAGAAAAUAUGAAUACAAAUUAUUUUUCUUCAAAUAAACCUUAUCCUGAACCCAAAAUUAUUGAGUAUGAUUUGGAAGAAACAUCUACCGAAAGUUCACCACAACAUACUUCUUCAUUAUACUCUGAAAGUACUGAUCAGGAUUCAGAAAGUACACAUCUGAGUAAUGUAUUUCCUAGGCAUAUGUCGAAUAAAAGUACUGAGUGUCAUGUAACAAAGGAAUCAAAAACAAUUUCAACCACAAAUCAAGAGUUUCCUGUGCCUAGCCAAUUUGCCGAUUUCAAUCUCAAAAAGAAUGAUAGUGUUGAUGAUCACCAACAUUCUAUUUUACAUAGUGCUUAUAAUCAAGAAGAUGAUAUCAUUGAAGACAUUCCUUUAUUUGACAAUAUUAUUCCAAAUGAAACAGAACCAGCCUUAGAAAAUCAAGAAAAUCUAGAAUCUCGCUUUAAUGAACAAAGUUCAAACAUGCCGAGAGCUCAAACAUUUGAUUCUUAUGCUACUAAAAAAGAUUUUGAACAGACAAACUUUAACUAUGAAAAUAAACAAGGUUCAUCUUCUUCUGCUUAUAGUAGCAUGGAUAACUAUUUAUCUUAUAAUGUUGAUAAAUCUUCAAAUGCUCAAAAUUCUUCUCAGUUUAAUAAAGGGUUAUAUUUUAAUCAAGCAAAUGCUUUGACUCAACCUAGUUUAUCAAAUAGUUCAAUUUCACAACACUCGCAAAGAAAACCAAUAUUCCCGUAUGGAAAUACCGAACUGUUUAAUCAUCAUGAAAUAUCAUCAAGUAAUCAAAGUUAUAAUGAUAAUUUUAACCAACAAAACAAACAGAUUCGACCCAAUAUUCAAAAAUCAAAUGUACUCCCGGUUGAUUCUUCAUUACAAUACAAUAUUAAUAGUAAUACACAAGAUGAAAUAGUUCUUGAAAAUGAUAGUAUAAAAACUUCAAGUGCUGAUGCAUUAAAAUAUCAAACUAUGAAUUCUUGUCCUAAUAAUUUGUAUAAUCAACAAAAUGAUCAGAGUAUGGAAUCUAUUAGCCAACAAUCAAUGUAUAAUUCUUCAAAACCACCUGUAUCUGAAUUGUUGAAUAAUAGUCAACAGACAGCUAGUAAAGAGUUUAUACCUCAAAAUUCAUCAUUAAUAUCUACUCAGUCUUUAGGUCCUGUGACUUCAGCUACAAUUGUAGCUCCUUUAAGUUCAUUUUCUGUGUCAGAAGCAGAAUUUCAAAAUAAACAAAAUACACAGUAUCAAAAAUCUGAUGAUCAGGCUAGUAAUUUAUUAAAUUUAUCAAAUAAUGCUAAAAAAAGUCCAAUUGAUUUAUUAAAUCAGGACACAACUAAUGCACAAUCUGAGAUUGAUACUAAACUUUCAAAAUCUCCAAUUAGUAACAUACUUGAAAAUCAACAAGAAACAACAGUUGAUCAAACUGAAACCAUAAAUAUGCAUUUCAAUAAAAAUCAACACAAUGAAAUAAAAUCAAUGUCUCCGCCAUCUAUUAAAAAUGUUACUCAAUCUAAUGAUUUCUUUAAUCCAAAAAGUAUGACUUCUCAACUAGAGUCAAAAAAUCAUUUUACACCUCAACAACCUAUAGUUGAUAAUAUAAAAACUUCAUAUGAUCAAUUUUCUAAUAAACUCAAUAAUGUUGGAUCCCAACCAAUUAAUAACCAAAACGUGGCUGUACAACAAUCUGUACCAACUACUGGUCAUAGUGUUAGUCAUUAUUUUGAUUCGUCAAAUGUAAAUAAUAAAUUUGUAUUUAAUCAACAGUCAUCUAAUUUACAAUCUAGUGGUCAAUUACAAAAUAUGCAAAUACAGGAUAAACCCACAGUUUCAAUUAACCCUACUCCAGACAAAUCGAACAAUUGUACAGAAUUUUCUUAUGCGCAAGAUACCUCAAUAAAAUCAUCUUCAAAUCAGCAACCAUUGUUGAUGAAAAAUGAAUUAGAAAUAGUUGAAAACUUAAAAUUAGAUUCUGAUGUGUCAUCAAAGGAAACUUUACAUUCUUCAGAAUCUCAUUUGGCUCAAUCAAAUAAUUUGAAUUUUAAGUCAUCAGUAAAUGCUGAGAUUGUGACACCUAAUGAUCAAUUUUCCAACAUGGCCAUUGGUAAGCAACAAAAUAUAUCUGAUAAUAAAAUACAUAUUCAGGAACAAUCAAUGCCUACCUCUUAUUUUUCAAAAGACUUAUCCCUUGAUAAAGAAGAAAAUUCUAUUCCAUUUAAAAACUUUUCUACAACAUUUCAAGACAAUAAUAGUUCAGUGCCUAAAUUAGAAGUCAUUGACAAUUCUCAAUUGUUACAAAAUAAACAAACAAAUUUAGUGUCUUUAAAUUCAGAUUUACCAACAAACCAUGAGGUUUCUCCAUUAUCACUAAGUAAUCAAAUUAUAUCAGAUAAUAAGGAGAGUCAACAAGAAGCUAACCAAUUUCCUCAACAACAUUUUAGUAAUAAAGUAACAUCAAAUGAAAUUUUAUCAUCAUCCAAUCAGUUACCUCCACAAAUAUAUAACAACCAAGCAAAGUUAAAUACCAUACAGCCUCUUCAGUCAGGGUUAAAUCCAUAUACAACACAACCUUUUAAUAAUCAAUCAACAUUAAAUACUGUUUCUUCAGCAUCUAAUCAGUUACCACCAAAAAUGUUUGAUAAUCAACCAAAACCAGAUAUUUUACAGCCUCUUCAGUCUGCAUCAAAUUCGUAUACAACACAACAAUUUGAUAAUCAACAAACCCCAACGACAAUUCCAUCAGUGUCAAAUCAAUUACCACCACAAAUGUUCAGUAAUCAACCAAAACCAGAUAUUAAACAGCCUCUACAGUUGGGGUUAAAUCCGUAUACAACACAACCAUUUAAUAAUCAACCUACAUUAAAUACUGUUUCUUCAGCAUCUAAUCAGUUACCACCAAAAAUGUUUGAUAAUCAACCAAAACCAGAUAUUUUACAGCCUCUUCAGUCUGCAUCAAAUCCGUAUACAACACAACAAUUUGAUAAUCAACAAACCCCAACGACAAUUCCAUCAGUGUCAAAUCAAUUUCCAUCACAAAUGCUUAAUAACCAACAAACAUCUAAUAGUGUAUCACCGUCUCAAUUUGCAUCAAGUUCUUCAUAUCCAACAUCAACUGCUUCAACAGCCACUAAUCAAUUUCCACCAACAUUAUUUAGUAAUCAAUCAACAUCAAAUACCAUACAGCCUCUUCAAUCUGCAUCAAAUUUAUAUCCAACACAAGCGUUUAGUAACCAGUCAAAACCAGUCACUGUUCCAUCAUCAGAUAUUAACCAAUUUCCUCCGCAAAUUAUUGAUAAUCAAUCAAAAUCAAUGGUUAUGCCACAAACCGCAGCAAAGACGUUUGUAAACCAAUCCACACCAAGUACAGCAUGGCCUUCUUCAUCAACUACCAAUCAAUAUCAACCACAAAUAUUUAAUAGUCAAAUUAAAUCAGACGUCUCUUCUAUUCAAACAUUGCCUAGUCAGUAUGCAUCACAACCAUUCAAUAACAAGACAAUAUCUAAUAUGAUUCCACCUGUUCCUUCAGCAACAAGUCAGUUACCUUCACAAAUCUUAAGUAAUCAAACUAAAUCAAAUGUUGGUCUUAUUCAAUCAACAACUGGUCAGUAUCCAUUCCAACCAUUUAAUAACCAACAUGCACCAACUACUGUUUCAUCAUCUGUUAACCCGUUACCAACACAGUUGUUCAGUAAUCAACCUAAAUCAAAUGUUGUCACUCCUCUUCAAACAACAUCAAACCAAUAUAAUUUAAAAGCAUAUAAUAACCAACAAGCAUCAAAUUCUAUUCCAUCAGUUUCAUCUACUGCAAAUCAGUUUCCUUCUCAAAUACUUACCAAUCAGCCAAAAUUAGAUGGUGGUUUGUCAAAUAAACUAAUAGCUAGUCAAUAUCAGUCUCAACCACUAAUUAAUCAAUCUUCAAUGGGUGCUCCACCACUUCAACAAGCAAGUAAUCAGUAUCCAUCACAGCCGUUUAGUCAUCAAUCCAAACCAAACAAUUUUCCAACUUCUCAAACAGUCAAAAAUCAAUAUCCUUCACAACCAUUUACUAAACAACCAGGUCAACAAGUAUUACCAAAACAAAAUCUACAACAGUCUUCAAGUAAUCAGUUUGUUAACCAACCAAAUUCAAUUCAACAAGUCCAAAAUCAGUGGCCACCUGCUAAUUUUUCAAGCCAAACUACUAACUUAAUAUCUUCACAGCCAAUAACCAUGAACUCAUCUUCUAAUUUAUCUACUAUGCCUCCCAAUGUUAAUCAACAAAGUCAAAUGCUUGGUACUCAUAUGUUGCCACCAAAUCCAUUGUCUUCUAAUAAUUUAUACAAUCAAGUUGAAGGAAUUGGAAAUGUCCAACAGCUUCAGUCUUCAAAUUAUAAUGUACAGUUAGCAUCCAAAGGAUAUCCACCACAAAAUAACAUGGGUUUUUCUAGUCAAACUAAUUAUCAACAACCAAAUGCUCUUCAUAGACAACAAGGAUUUCAUAAUCAACAACAAGACCAAUAUAGACCAGAACAGAAUCCUUCAGUUGUACAACAAGGAUUUUCUAAGACAUGGGGAUAUGACAAUUUGGACUUAUUAAAAUCAAGGGAUGUACUGCCAGGUGACGGAGUUCAUCCACCAGAGAUAAAACUUCCUCAAGGAUAUGCUAACUGUGAUAACUGUUCUCCAGAUAUUUUCCGAUGUACAUUAAAUAAGUUUCCAGCUUCAAAAAAUUUAUUAGACAAAAGUCGAUUGCCAUUAGGGAUUUUAAUACAUCCUUAUAAAGAUCUUUCACGUUUAACUGUGAUACAAUGUGAAACUAUUACAAGAUGUCGAAAUUGUCGUUCUUAUAUAAAUCCAUUUGUUCAAUUUAUUGAUAAUGCCCAUUGGAAAUGUAACUUGUGUUACAGAGUAAAUGAAUUGCCUGGGGAGUUUCAAAUUGAUCCGUAUACUAAAACACUUGGUGAUCCUUCCAGAAGACCGGAAAUACAAAAUGCCACUAUUGAAUACAUAGCUUCACAAGAUUACAUGGUUAGACCUCCACAACCAGCUUUGUAUCUAUUCCUUUUAGAUGUAUCACGAACUGCGACUUUGACUGGAUAUUUAGAAAUAGUUUGUGAUCGAAUUUUGAAUAAAAUUAUGGCAGAUGACAUACCUGGUGAUUCCCGAACAAACAUAGGUUUCAUCACAUAUGAUUCGUCUGUUCAUUUUUAUCAAAUAGCAAAUAGUGAUGGAGGACAGCCAAAACAGCUUAUUGUUAGCGAUAUAUCUGAUAUAUUUUUACCAUUGCCUGAUGGUCUCAUGGUGAAUUUAGAAGAAAAUAAGAUUGCUAUAAAAGAUUUGUUGACUAGUUUACCAAAUAAUUAUAGAGAGUCUUACAACACCGGUUGUGCCUUAGGAGCUGCGCUUCAAGCAGCUUUUAAAAUAUUAGCUCCCCGCGGAGGUCGUGUUACAGUAUUCCAAGCUAGUUUACCAAAUUGUGGGCCUGGUAGUUUAGAACCAAGAGACGAUGGAAAUCCCCACACUGGUGACCGUGUUCAGCAUAUGGCUCCAUCUACUGAUUUCUAUAAAAAACUAGCACUUGAAUGUAGUGGUGAACAGAUUGCUGUUGAUAUGUUUUUUGUAUCUUCACAAUAUUUAGAUAUUGCCACUAUUUCUGGAAUAUCAAAAUAUUCAUCUGGAUGCAUACAUAAUUUCCCUCAAUUUAAUGUUAAAUCUCCAACUAUAGUAACACGCUUUAUAAAUUGUUUUGAUCGAUAUCUAUCUCGUAAAAUUGGUUUUGAAGCUCUUUUGAGAUUACGUUGUACACGAGGUGUGGCAAUACACUCUUUCCAUGGAAAUUUCUUUGUUCGCUCUUCUGAUCUGCUUAUGUUGCCCAAUGUUAAUCCUGACAAUGCAUAUGGUAUGCAGUUAUCUAUUGAAGACAGUUUGGAUGGUGUUUCUGUUGUUUGUUUCCAGGCUGCAUUACUUUACACUUCUAGCAAUGCGGAACGUCGUAUUAGAGUUCAUACACUGUGCAUACCAGUUACUGAAAAUUUAGAUGAUGUUUUUCAUAAUGCUGAUCAACAAGCAAUAACAUGUUUGAUAGCUAAAAUGGCUGUUGACCGAAGUACAGAAAAAUCAUUAUCUGAUGCACGUGAAGCCUUUUUCAAUGCUAUCUCAGAUUCUCUCUCUGCAUACAAACUUGGUUGCUCAUCCUACAGUGGCCCUGGAAUAAUGCUGUCACCAUUAUCAUUAAAAGUAUUUCCAUUGUAUAUUCUAGCUACAUUAAAACAUUCGGCAUUUAGAACUAAUCAAUCUACUCGACUUGAUGAAAGAAUGUUUAGUAUGUGUCAAAUGAAAAGUUUACCAUUAAAUAAUCUUAUUCAAUACAUAUAUCCAGAUUUAUAUCCUGUCUAUGCUUUAGAAGAACAGCCAAAAAUAGAUUAUGAAAAGCUGACAGAAAUUCCUCUUCCACCAGUUAUACAAUUGUCUGCAGAACGUAUUGAAUCCAAUGGUGUCUAUUUAAUGGACGACAGUGAAACAUUAACAAUAUUUAUCGGCCAUAGAUGUUCUGAUCAACUUAUACAGCAGUUAUUUGGUUAUGUGAAUGUUAAUUCAAUGCCAGAACUUAUCACUACACUCGCAGAAGUGGACUCCAAACCAUCAUAUUUGUUACGUAGUUUUAUUUCAUAUCUUCAACACUUUAAGCCAUAUCCAUUGCCAAUAGAAAUAAUAAAAGACAAUGGACCACAUAAAUUACGUUUUUACAGUCGGCUUGUCGAAGAUAAAUUUGAAUCUUCGUUAUCUUAUUAUGAAUUUUUACAACGGCUUAGUCAACAAGUUCGAUAAUGGAGUAUUUUUAAAAAUAAUUGAAAUAAAAUAUCUAUGCUUAAUAUACACCUACUAAAUGUUUUUUUAUUCUCUAAUCAAUAUUUAUUUGAAGAG
Molecule: messenger RNA, 7975 nt
Organism: Rhopalosiphum maidis (corn leaf aphid)
Lineage: Eukaryota; Metazoa; Arthropoda; Insecta; Hemiptera; Aphididae
Gene: Sec24AB
Product: protein transport protein Sec24B
Exons: 17
Coding region: 620-7879 (2419 amino acids)
Biological process (GO): COPII-coated vesicle cargo loading; intracellular protein transport; endoplasmic reticulum to Golgi vesicle-mediated transport
Cellular component (GO): COPII vesicle coat; endoplasmic reticulum exit site
Molecular function (GO): SNARE binding; zinc ion binding
Source: RefSeq, a predicted model, not a curated record